Messenger RNA from Scleropages formosus (Asian bonytongue), 2491 nucleotides. RefSeq names its product CLN5 lysosomal BMP synthase (gene cln5). The record is from RefSeq and is a predicted model, not a curated record. Gene Ontology annotation, biological process: lysosome organization. Gene Ontology annotation, molecular function: hydrolase activity, acting on glycosyl bonds. The transcript has 4 exons. Bases 978 to 2078 code for a protein of 366 amino acids. Lineage: Eukaryota; Metazoa; Chordata; Actinopteri; Osteoglossiformes; Osteoglossidae. Gene Ontology annotation, cellular component: lysosome; lysosomal membrane.
UUGGACUCCGGUUCGCUGCGACCCCACUUAGGACAAGUGGUUGUGGACAGUGUGUUUGGAUGUGACUUUGUGUCUGUGAUUUGUAAUGUAGAAUUUUGGAGGGUUUUUAACUCUUAUUCUUAUGUUAUAUGGUAUGAAAUAAAGUUGAGGAGAAAAAAAUAACGUGCACCUUCUUGAGGAAAACAGGUUCUCGGAUCCAGCGCGUGAGGUCCGUGUUCGCGCCCUUAUCUCUUGCCGUGUUCCAAAAAUGGUCGUAAUUAACGCUGUCCUCGUGUCCUCCUUUGUACUCUCCGAACCCAGAUCGCAGCGCACCACAACGUGCAGUUUAGCCAGGGGUGUCCAACCUUUUGCAUGAAACUUUGUGAGACGUCGAGCUAAAGAAAACAUGCUUGAGGAGUCCUUAAACCUUCUGUCAAGCAUGGCGGAGGAAAUGUAAUAGCGCAGGGCUGCUUUGGAUCGAAUAACGACACCCACACACACACACAUAUUCUGAAACCGCUUGUCCCAAGAAACACUAAGUUAUCCAUGCUUCAUAACAUUAGAACAUUCUAAAUAGUUUCUACUCUAAUUAGAGGCAUGUAACCAAGUGUAAGCUUAUUACAGCGCACAUUAGUAUUACUGGAAGUAUUAACACAAAGAAUAGUCAUAUUGGCGUCACGUGGUUUAAGAAGAGUGUACAUCACGUGAGGCUUUCAGGCCGUCAUGUGCUCAGAACCCGGAAGAGCGAUACAAUGCAGUGCCUGUGAGUGUGACCGAACUAGUACGCGUGUACGGUCCGACGCGCUCAAGUUCCCGAGUUUAAAAUCGCCCUGUUAUUUGGGCACUAGGUCACCUAGUAGGUGCGACACGUUGCGCUCAGCUGACGGACUUAAUCCGAAAUCAGGAAGCAGCGGGAGAAAGGAAACGCGCAGAGAGGAGGAGGAGGAGGAGGAGGAGGAGGUGGAACAACGCUCUGUGUCUGUCACUGACAGAAUGAGAUGAGCGCUUCAGUCCCGUUCCAGAGCUGUUGUUUAAGUUUAACUCACACACUUGUUGGAAAUGUGAUCACUCCAUGGACCGCACUCGAUCGGUUUCUCCAGGAGAAAGACAGGAUGUUCGCUUUAUCUUUGGCCGUUUUAAUCACUGUUCUGGACUGCAUUUACUGUAGACGUACAGAUCAUGGACGCCAGGAAUGGCCCGUGCCUUACAGGCGCUUCGAUCACCGUCCCGAAGUGGACCCCUACUGCCAGGCGCUGUACCCGUUCUGCCCCACCGGGGACCGCGAGGGCCGUAUGCCCUCCAUGGCACCUUCAGACCGCAUCGACAUAUUUCGCCUGCAGACGCCAGUCUGGGAGUUCAAAUACGGAGAUCUUCUGGGGAAGUUCCACAUUAUGCACGACGCCAUUGGGUUCAGGAGCCGUGCCACGGGGAAGAAUUACACCAUGGAGUGGUACGAGCUCUUUCAGUUAGGAAACUGCACCUUCCCGCACAUACGAGAGGCCCAGAGCGCCCCCUUCUGGUGUAACCAGGGAGCCGCCUGCUUCUUCGAGGGGAUAGACGAUGUGCAUUGGACCCAGAAUGGGACCCUGGAGAAGGUCGGCCAGAUGUCAGGUGCACAGUUUAAUGCAAUGGCUCAGUGGGUGCAGGAUGACAACAAGACAGGGAUAUUUUAUGAGACAUGGACCGUGCGAGCUGAGCCCAGCCCCAACUCAACCACGUGGUUCGACUCCUAUGACUGCUCCCAGUUUGUGCACCGUACAUACAGGAAGCUUGCCGAAAUAGGCGUAAAAUUGUCAAGUACCAUCCAGACAAACUACACCAAGAUCUAUCUGUUCAGCGGAGAGCCAACCUUCCUGGGCAACGAUAGCAUGAUCUUCGGGGACUCUUCCAAGAAAGCUCUGGCUGAGGACAUCAGAAACUUCUACUACAACUUCCGUCCACACCAGUCAGUCAAAGACUUCAUCCGCAGUUUAAUUGAGCUCUUUGGUAAAGUGGUGUUGGAGAAGAGCUUCUACCUGUUCUACAAUUUUGAGUACUGGCACUUGCCAAUGAAGCCCCCUUACAUCCAGAUCACCUAUGAAGAGGUUCCUUUGCCAUGAAUCUCCUGUUGCUGGGGACUGGAAAGUGUUGGGAACCAAAAAAGAAAAAGCCUUCUGUGCUGGCAUUCCUAAUGCUUCUGUUGCAUACUAGCCAAAUUGAGUGCUUGCAAAGUAUUAAAUUUUUCUUCCAUGCUUGUAGUGAAGUUUCUAGUGUUAUGGAACAAAAGUUGUAUUCAACACAUUAUGGUUUCAGUUUCUCACAGUGCCUUAUGUAUAUUCUGUGUUGUGCACCUCAGGACACCUGUAAAAUCCUCUUGCUUAUUGCUUGGAGUGAAUGAAUGAUAUAAACUACAACAAAGUGAGCUUAGUGGUAAAACUGGAGAGAUAUAAAAAUUCUUUUGAGAGAGUGCUUAUUGGAAAUUGCGUACAGAAACCCCCCCGUGUAAAUCUGGAUUUACGUAAAAAAACUUCCU